This is a messenger RNA of Suillus subaureus, 174 nucleotides long. RefSeq lists its product as uncharacterized. The annotation marks the transcript as partial. The record is from RefSeq and is a predicted model, not a curated record. NCBI's taxonomy places the organism in Eukaryota, Fungi, Basidiomycota, Agaricomycetes, Boletales, Suillaceae. The transcript has a single exon.
CUGAUGGAUGGAUCAUGGGACCCCAACCACCAGCUCCUUUUCUGGGUACCUCCCGCCUCCAGACAUGCAUUCUAUACUCCUUGGACUAUAUUGGUAAUACCCAAAGGAUAUCCCGAACUUGAUUUGAGGCGCAUGGCCCAUGGGACACAGUGGUCGAAUUGCCGAAAUGCGUGA